Culex quinquefasciatus (southern house mosquito) is the source of this 571-nucleotide messenger RNA. RefSeq lists its product as uncharacterized. NCBI's taxonomy places the organism in Eukaryota, Metazoa, Arthropoda, Insecta, Diptera, Culicidae. The transcript is spliced from 4 exons. The coding region runs from base 30 to 566 and encodes 178 amino acids. The record is from RefSeq and is a predicted model, not a curated record.
GUUGUGGAACUCAUUUGGAUGGUUUAAAAAUGAUUUUGUGGCUUGCUUAUUUGCUCCUUUUUCCUUCCUGUAAAGCUAAAAUAUUUUUCGACAUCGAUGAGGAAUUUCGAGAUUGUGAAAAUGGAAAACCCUUGCCCCAGUUUCAUACAUCCGACUUCCACAUAAUUGUUCAAGACGAUGGAACUAUUAGAGUGAACGGAACCGUAAGAUUUUUACAGGACUAUGGAAGUCCAACCAGAUGGAGGUUGACAUCGCAGAGGUUGCAACAAGGCGAGUGGCAAACUGGGAUAGUGUCACGGGACGUUCCGAACAUCUGUCUUAAUUUGCAAAUUCCAGCUGAACCAUGGUACCCGUUCACAAGUCUCAUGAAGCAGAAAACGUGUCCCUUUAAGGCUGGGCACGAGGAACACGCCGAUAACAUUAACAUUGGUAACUAUGCUACAAUAUUUGCUGUCCCACCGGAGUACCUCGGGGAUUGGCGAAUUUACUUUACGAUAACUACACUACGGAGAGGAACCUUCUUUGAAGAGUGCAUCAUGUCUCCGGUCUCCGUGUUGGAGCUUUGAUUUCA